AAAAAUAUGGCGUCAGUACAAUUAUUGUCACCACCACCCUCAUUGUAAGAAGCACGUAUCAGCCCAUCAUCAGAAACACAUCCUUUUAGUCUUUGUAUGUAGCUCGUUCCUUUGGGUUGUUUUUGUGCAAAGGUGAAUUGAGAUGCUAUGGCAGGGGUGGAACUGGAGGCAUGUGUUGAUGGGGCAUGGUGGGAUGUGGAGCAGCUGCGAAUUGAAGGAGGGAAGAUGAUAGCCCAUUUUGAAAAUCAGACGAGAGAUUACGAUGAGGGUAUCAGCGUGGAGCAGAUCAGGCUCCGCUCUAGGGCAGCCAUCGACUCCGACUGCAUUGAUUUCUUGAAGCCCAACACGGAUGUCUGUGUCUUUGCUGCUCACCCAAAAGCAAGAUUACGCACUUCAGGAUUCAAUCCAUUCCGUGCAUGGUAUGAUGCAAAAAUCAUAAGUAGUGACAAGAAACCACAUCGAGAUGGCUGUGACUGUAAGUUCUAUGUGAAAUUUUAUCGGGCUAAUAGGGAGGAUGUGCUUGAUCUUGAGCAUCGGCCACUAUUUGGAAGCAGAAAAAGAAAAGUAGGGAUUGAAAGCAUUGCAAUUCUGCAAGCACCUUGCCAGCUAGAAGGGAAGCCCUCUAUAAUCAACAAACCUGUAGAGACAUGCAUUGAAGAUUCUUCAACAAUACGUGUCCCAGCAGUUGCUAGCAGAUCUAUGAAAUUACAUAUUGAAGAACUCAUUUCCUUUUCUGUUAAGCAAGGAGUUGUUCUUGAAAUCAGUUUAAAACUGCUUGAGGAAAGUGAUCUUAAUGAUCCACAUGAAGAUGAUGCACUUGGCCUCAGGGAUAGUGGUGACCAAGUUAACUUGUUUCAUUCUAAAUUCCAGUUGGGUAAGGAUGGUGACUGUGUUAUGAUCAAGCAACAAGGAAGCAUGCCAAUUAUCUCUUCCAAUAAAGAUAUGGGAUGUUUCAUAUUGUGUAUAGAUAAGUACCAUGCAUGUCAGGUAAAUUUGCAAUUUGAUGACCAAAAAGCUCCAGAGAAAUUUAGUGGGAAGCCCGAUUGCAAUGAUGGAUGUGACAAUUCAUGGAUUCAAAAUGGUUUGUCAAAGAUAUCCCAAGAGUCUCAAAAUGAAAAUACCAUUUCCAGACAGUCUGAAUGUUUAACAAAACAAAGUGAACAGUUUUCACCUCGAAGAAAAUGCAAGCCAGUGAGCAAUCAUCUUAACGGAAAUACAUGUUUUCCUGGAAAGUUGGAAAAUCACAGAGAUCAGGUGAGCAAGGUUAACAUAACAACCAGAUGUCCAUCAACACCCGCAAGGAAGAAGCGUAAAAUUAUUGCUAGCUCUCGACGGUCACGGUAUUUGCAGGCUCAAGCUCAAGAAAUUGAAUAUAGACAGGGGAAACAAAAAUUGACAUUACUGGGGCAGGGCAUCUUAAAAAGAAUGAGAGAACCGCGUUAUGAUGUUUGCAUUAUUAGGCGCUCUAAGCGCCUGAGAGAACAGGCCCAGAAAAUUCAAAAUAAACUCUUACAGAUUCAGAAAGAAAAGGUACUGAUGAAAUAUGAAAUGCAAAAGGCAAGUUGUCAGAAGAGGAAAAACAAGGAAGUGGUGGGAAGCAACCCACCAUUCAGCAACGUGGAAUUUUCAAACAUAAAUAGCAAUAUAAAUGUGAAUGCAUGCUUUGACCUGGAAGCAGUUGGGAUUCCAACUGAAAAAUGGAUAGAGAAUAUACCUGCAAAUAUAUUAGGCAUAGACAUGUAUACAGAGACAUGUGACACCACAAAUUCAGGAAUUUGUAUGACAUUAGAUCUUGUUGAAUUGUCACGUGAUGAGUAUAAAACAAGGGAUAUAGAGAACAGUGAACCUGUUGUACCUGAGAUGGAAACUUUGGCCAUCACAAUGACACCAGACAUCGCUAUAUCUCAGGAGGAAAUCAUUGAUAGGCGUUCACUGAUUCCUAUAGAGGUUGGAGAUGGAUUCAGUAUGGAAAUGUCUAGUGAAGGUACAGAAAGUGAGUUUCCAAUGGUUAUUGCAGAUUUCAAACAGUCAAGGAUGCCAAUUAGUGAUGAUAUGAUUCCAGCAAAUUCAUUGGAAUUAGAAAAUUCGGAGAGAGAUAACAAAUGUAUACAUAAUCUAGAUAAUGGAGGGAGUCAUGAAGUAGAGGUCUCAAAGAAAUCAAUCCCACUUGAUAUGCAGAACAAUGAAACUGCUUUUCAUAAAUACUUGCUGAACAGAAGUGAUAAAUGUAUGUAUAUGGAGGAAAAAACGGAACAGUUUGAAAUAGAGGAUGCCAAUGGCACUGCACCUAAACUAGAAGACUACAAUCCAAUACAGAUAAGUGAUCCUGAAAGCCCAAUAUUUGCAGCUAUGGGAGAUGAUAGCAAAUUUAAUCAGAAAUGUAACACCAUCUGUAUUGAAGAAGCUAGUACUGAAAAUCAUAUGGAGAAAGUAAGUGCAAUGGCAUCACAUGUUGAUAUAUCCUUAAUGGUGGAUAGAGAUACAACUUCAUUGAUUUCUGUAAAUUCAGAAGAGCCAAACAAAGAGAAUAAAUGUCGAAGGAGUCUCAAGGAAAAACCAAAAAUCAAACAAGAGGCUCGAAAUAAACAAGGACUUCGUUCUGCUGGCCAGAAUGAAAUUGCCAAUGAGGGUGGGCUAGAAGAAGGCGGCUUUGGUACUAAGAGUUUUUCAAAAUUAAUAGACAGAAGUUCACGAGCAGAUCAACCAACUCCCUUCCAUAGUGAGAUACACACUUUGGGGAACCCUGAAUAUUUGCAGGAAGUAACUAAAGCUGGCAAUGCAAGUAACAUCGCCCUGCAAAUUGGAGGAAAUGAGUCUAUGGAGACAGACAACAUAGGGACACAAUAUGUAGUAGUUUCCGAUAGUAGAGAUAGUGAGGAGGUUAAUGCUAAUAGUUGGAUAGAGGAAGUAACUCCAAGUGUGCCGCAUGCAAGUGCAUCCAAAGGGACAGUUCAGAAAACAUCUCCAGUGAUAUCUAUAAUCUCAGAUAAUGCAAACAGAAUGUUUGAGCAUCAAAACUAUUUCAAGGACAGAAAGAAGCAGUUGGGAGCACAUCAAAACUAUUGCAAGGACAGAAAGAAGCAGUUGGGAGCAGUUCUGCAUGGAAAAAGAACUGUAUUCUUAAGCAAAGAAGAAAAUGAUCUACGUUCUAGUGCAGAGAGAGUGAAUAAUCAUUAUGUGAAUAUGUCAACUGUAAAUGUAGCAUUGAAAAGAAAAGAUCUUUCAGAGGACAUAAAAAUGAAGUUUCAACGGCUCUCUGCAUCCAUAGAAUCUGAAAUUCAUAAACCUUCCCCUCCUGUUCUUGUCAGAUGGUCAAUGAUAGAGAAAAAAAAUGAGGUCCAUGAAGGUUUUAUAUCUGAUCUAAUUAUCAAUGAGGAUGGAUUUGAUUUCAAUAGCACAAUAGAAGAGAAAAGUUCUGACCUCAAGAAUCUUUGGGAAGAAAUGGAGCGGACACUAAAUGGGGAUCUUUGUGAUUCAGAAAACAUGCAUCCAACAGACAGAGCAUCAGCUGGUAAUUCAGCAGAAGCAGAAGCAGAAGAUGAUGCAUAUAGUCAUUUUUGCAUAAGCGAGCAUGAAUUCAUCUUAGAUGAAGAGAUUGGAAUCAUAUGUCGAAUAUGCAAUUUUGUGAAAACAGAGAUAAAUAAUGUCAGUGCACCAUUUCAACUCUGGAAUUCAGAAACAAUUCGGAGCCGCUCAAGAGAUAAUUUUUACAUGGAUAGGAAUUUUGGAGAUAUUGUAAUUCCAACAUUGGAUGAUGACUCACCAUGCAGCCAAUCUAGCAAAAUUUCUGAAAAGCAUGAUUCUGUGUGGGAAAUAAUUCCAGAAUUGGAAGAGAAAAUGAAUGCCCACCAAAAGCGAGCAUUUGAAUUUCUAUGGAGAAAUCUUGCUGGUUCAUUAGUCCCAGAAGAAAUCGAGGCUUCAGAGAAUGAUAUUGGGGGUUGCAUUAUUGCUCAUGCUCCAGGGACAGGAAAGUCCUUCACGAUCAUAAGUUUCCUGCAGAGUUACAUGACUUUGUUUCCAAGAUGUAAGCCACUUAUAAUUGCCCCGAAAAGUAUGCUAUAUACAUGGGCAAGGGAGUUCCAAAAGUGGAAUGUUAACAUUCCUGUAUAUAUUCUAAAUUCAUUGAGAGAUUUUAAGAGAAAGGAAAAUCCUCUCAGGAUAUCAGCAAUGCUGAAGUCAUGCAAAGCAUCCCUCAGACAGAUUUACAAUGUUCAUUGCAUUGCAAUGCUACAUGAGUGGCAUAAGAAGGAAAGCGUUCUGGUUUUAAGUUACCCAUUGUUUUACACUUUGACAAAUGAAGAAAAUGCUAAUUCUGAAGAAAGAAUGCUAAUUGGAAAGUACCUUAGCAGAAGUCCAGGUCUUUUAAUACUUGAUGAAGGGCACAUUCCACGGAGCCACAGGUCAAAAAUUUGGAACUUAUUGAUGAAAAUAAAUACAAGGUUAAGAAUUUUGCUUUCAGGAACCUUGUUUCAAAAUAAUUUUGAGGAAUACUUCAACACACUUUGUUUGGCAAGACCAGCAUUUGUUGAUCGCAUUUUGCGAUGGAGAAGGCACAGAAGCAAAGGGAUUGAAGAAGAACAAAAGGAAAAGAUAGCCAGACGCUAUUUUGUUGAGGAAAUUGCAAAAAAGAUCAAUAUCAGGAGCAUGGAGAGAGGUACAUGUCGUCAGUUGUUAAAAUCCAUGACUGAAGACUUUAUUGAUGUUUAUAAAGGGGAUGUUUUAGGUACCCUCCCUGGCUUAAGAACCUAUAUGGUCAUGCUGCGGCCAACUCAUCUCCAAGAGACACUUCUCACAAAAAUAGAUGAAACAAUCAAUGUAAAUAAUGGUUCAUCUCUGGAGCUGGAGUUCCUGGUCUCUAUUGUCUCCAUACAUCCGUCACUUUUCAACGAUCUUCUCUUCACAAGUAAGUACUUUAGCACUGACUAUCGUAGCCUGGAAAGAUUCAGAAAAUAUCCCGAUCAAGGGGUGAAAUUGAAAUUUGUGGUCCAGAUCAUGGAGCUCUGCUCUUGUAAAGGGGAAAAGGUACUGAUUUUCUGCCAGUACAUUCCACCUCUGUUACUGCUGGAGGAAAUCUUUCAGAGUCAUUUUCAUUGGUCCAAAGGUGAAGAAAUUUUACUGCUCGAGGGUAAACACUCAUUGGAUGAACGUCAGGAUGUAAUUGACAAAUUCAGUCAGCAAGGAGGAAAGGCACGUGUCCUUCUGGCAUCCAUCAAAGCUUGUGGUGUAGGUGUUAAUCUGACAGAAGCUUCAAGGGUUAUCCUUCUUGAUCCAGUAUGGAAUCCCUCUUGCUCAAAGCAAGCUAUAUGCCGAGCUUUUCGCAUGGGUCAAAAGAGGUUUGUUCAUGUAUAUCAACUGAUAGCAUUUGGAACUCUUGAAGAAGAGAAAUAUGAGAAAAGUGUGUGGAAGGAAAGAAUGUCAAACCUGAUAUAUUCAAGUGAUGGUAGACAGAAUGUUGAGGCUCUGAAUAUUGAAGAUGAUGUGCUCAGGCAGCUGGUGGAAGAAGACGGGACCAUGUUCCAGAGAAUCAUGGAACAAGAGGAUAUUCAGAAACACAAGGAUUCCUCUGAUGACAUGGAAAUUGACAUUGAUGAUAUAUUACCCUUGGACUGAACUAUAACUUAAGUUGCAGACUAUCAACUGAACUUAAGUGUAUAAAAUAGUGCAAACGAUGACCACUAUUAAAAAGACAUGAUAAAUGUAUACUCUGAUUAUUGUUUUAAUAGUUUAUUGCUCCCUUAUACCCUCAUAUUCAAAAUGUGAACCCAGUUCUGACACCAUAUGAAAUGAUUUUGAUUACGUA
Cryptomeria japonica (Japanese cedar) is the source of this 5800-nucleotide messenger RNA. RefSeq names its product SNF2 domain-containing protein CLASSY 2. The record is from RefSeq and is a predicted model, not a curated record. The transcript has 4 exons. Gene Ontology annotation, molecular function: ATP-dependent chromatin remodeler activity; ATP binding; chromatin binding. NCBI's taxonomy places the organism in Eukaryota, Viridiplantae, Streptophyta, Pinopsida, Cupressales, Cupressaceae. The coding region runs from base 148 to 5610 and encodes 1820 amino acids. Gene Ontology annotation, biological process: gene silencing by siRNA-directed DNA methylation.